Molecule: messenger RNA, 900 nt
Organism: Beta vulgaris subsp. vulgaris (sugar beet)
Lineage: Eukaryota; Viridiplantae; Streptophyta; Magnoliopsida; Caryophyllales; Amaranthaceae
Exons: 1
Coding region: 1-900 (299 amino acids)
Molecular function (GO): catalytic activity
Source: RefSeq, a predicted model, not a curated record
AUGGGGAGCCCCUCUGCAAUUAGUGCACUGAGGAGAAUUCUAUCCUCGGAGCAUCCCCAAAUUGUCUUCUUAUCGGAGACAAAGCUAAAAAACCAUGAGAUGGAAAGUGUUAAAAAAAAGCUUAGAUGGGAACACAUACUAGCAGUUGAUUGUGAAGGUGAAGGAAGAAGAAGAAGAGGGGGCCUUGCAUUGAUGUGGAGAAGUACUAUUAAAAUUCAAAUUACAUCCUUUUCAGCAAACCAUAUUGAUGUUAUUGUGGGAGAGGAGGAUCAAGGGGAAUGGAGAUUUACGGGUAUCUAUGGUUUCCCGGAGGAGGAAAACAAGGAUAAAACCGGAGCAUUGAUGAUAGCCUUGGCUCGAGCUACGGAACUUCCGUGGUUAUGCGGGGGAGAUUUUAACCUCCUGUUAACAGCAAAUGAAAAAAAGGGAGGAGAUGGUUUCAAUGCGCGAGAAGCUGACAUUUUUCGGAGAGCUAUGGAAGCUUGCCACUUCAGUGAUCUCGGCUUUGUGGGAUAUGACUUCACGUGGUCAAAUAAUAGGGGAGGUGAUGCUAACAUUCAAGAGCGAUUAGACCGAUUUUUUGCUAACAAUAGCUGGAAAGAUAAGUUCCCGGGAUCCUUUGUCUCGCACCUAACAAAGCGAAAAUCAGAUCACUUACCAAUUGUGAUCAGUGUUAGAACUGCUCAAGCUGCGGGCAGUCGAAGACCAAAAGCAAAACGCUUCAGAUUUGAAGCAAUGUGGCUGCGGGAGGAGGGGAGCACUGCAGUGGUGAAGGAGACGUGGCAUAGAGGUUCGGAUGCGGGUGUAAAUAUUAUACGAACUGCUGGAAAUUGUCGGAAUGGAGUAGGAAAACUUUCGGAAAUGUUGCUAAAGAAAUUCGUGCUUGCCAGCAUCAUAUGA